This is a messenger RNA of Paramecium sonneborni, 727 nucleotides long. The record is from the annotation of a GenBank genome assembly. Lineage: Eukaryota; Ciliophora; Oligohymenophorea; Peniculida; Parameciidae.
AUGAAAUCUCAUUCCUAACAUGAAAAUGGAACUUUUUAACAAUUGGGUCGUUUGAGAAUACCAAAAGUACUCUUUUUGCCAGGUGAGCCUAUGGCCAAAUAACGAAUUGCUUCUCUUCCUUCAAGUCCUGUAAAAGGAAUUCCAAAUUAAGCUGAUGUUUAAGAGAAGUUAAAGAUAUUACAAGCUGAGAGAGAGGCUAAAUAGAAGUUGUAAGAACAAGAAAUGUUUGAAAGAGACAAAAGAUGUUCAUUUAACAGAUAAGCUCACAUUAUAAACAAGUUGCAUAAUGUCGAACAGUAGUUAGACAGAUGGAAGAAGACUCGACAUAAUAUUGAAUUGUAAGUUGUUAGAGUAGCAAAAGUGUUAACAAAACCAAGAUGAGCUAGAUGAUCGAAUCUCAAUAAAAGACUGCACUUGAAUUUCACCGUUCAAUUUAACAAAGAAACAAGAGUUACUCUGAGUUUGAACAUAGAAGUGCUGGAAUCUAAAUUAAUCAUGAAAUUUUUUUAAGGAGAAAGGAUAGGGAGAGGGAACGAACUUAAUUGGUUAAUUAAACUAGAUAUAGGAAUAAUGUCGAUUAAGUAUUAUCUUAUUUAUAUUUAAGAUCGAUAAAAAUGUACGAAUUAUGCAGAAAAAAUAUAGAACUGAAAAAAAGUGUUUUGCACUUCGAAAACCUUUAUAUAAUAUUAAUGAUCUUAAAAAUUAUUCUCAUUUCUUAUUAUUUUGA